AAUUUAUAUGGAUUGUUCAAAGGGGAACUUAGUCACAUUGUGCACCGCAACGUCAAACAAGCUCUUAAAUCGAUUAUUUGGGAGAAAAAGUACCGUGAUAUCACGAAGCAAUGGUUCAAUGUUCUCCCUGAUAAUGAUGGGCAAAAUGAUGGGAUUGCUAAUGAAUCCCUUUGUGAUUUUUCCAUUCUUGAUGAUACGGAAGCUCGCGCUUUUCUUGAACUUGGUGUAAAUUGUCUCCUAUCGUCUAUAGAAUGGAGUUCCAAAACGGUAAUUAUUCGUGUUGAUUAA
Molecule: messenger RNA, 288 nt
Organism: Paramuricea clavata
Lineage: Eukaryota; Metazoa; Cnidaria; Anthozoa; Malacalcyonacea; Plexauridae
Source: the annotation of a GenBank genome assembly